AUAUUUUUGUACAUAUACAAUUUUUUAAAAAAUAUUAUAAUAUUUCUUCUGCGCAAAUAAAAAUUUUUAAUACAACAAUAACAAUAUAAUACUAAUAAUAAUAAUAAUAAUAAUAUAAUAAUAACUUAAACAAACAACUAAUAAAUAAAUAUAAAAUAAAUACAUUUAAUUUAAUAGUAAUAAUAUAUAUAAUAAUAAAUAACAAAUAAAUAUUGUAAAUUUUUUUUAUAAACUAAUAUACAUUUUUUAAAAUAUAAAAUAAUUUUUUUUUUUUUCUUUAUAAUAAUAUAAUAUAAUAAUAUAAUAAUAUAAUAAUACAACAUGAAUCAAGUAAGACACAGUUUAUCAAGAUCAACCUCAUCAACUGCUUCAUUUUCACAAUCACCAAUUCAAACCCAAACCCAAACACAAUCUACAAAUGUAAAUACCGUAAAAUAUGAAACCUUAGACAACUUCGUUAAAUUUUUACCAAAAGAUAUAGAAAAAUUUACCGAAAAUGACGUUAAAAACAUUUUAUUAAGAAUGUUUCAAUGCACUGGCAACAACGAAUGCAAGGCAAAAAUUGAUUUAUUAAAUAGAUAUGUAUUACCAUUAAAUCAAAGAUACCCAGAAGUUGUAACCGACGAAUUAAUUAAACAACUUUUAACAUGCUAUCUAUCAGUGGUCUUACCAAACAAAAUUAUCGUAUCUGACGGCAAUGAAGAUAUCUCACGUUUCUGGAGCCUAUAUAUCAACUACAACGUAAAUAACUUCAUUCCAACCCUUACAAAUCAUUUAAAAGAAUUAUAUAAAACAAUUAAAACCCCAAAUUUCGCCCAAUAUCAACAUAUGAUCAAAUACUAUAAAGCAGUUAGUCCAAGCCUCAAUAAUGAAAUGUAUAAAUUUAAAGACUACUAUUUAUCAAUGAUCAAUGACUAUUAUUUAAACACUCUUCCAAGCCUAAUUUCAAGUGACAAUGGCUCUGAUUCCACCAAGAUGAUGCUAGAGAUCUGGUACUCUUAUUUAUGUCUUUGCGGCAAUACAAACCAAAAUCAAAUGGAGUUUUCAAUUUUUUUAACCAAACACUUAAAAUGUGAACAACUCAUUGAUUUUAUUUGUUUAUUCAACAAACAUUAUAUAGAAAACAAAACACUUAAUAUGGAUGCUUUUGUAAUGUUAUGUGAAUCAUUGUUUAACUCUGAGAACAAAAGCUAUUUAUUAUCUUUAGAUAAACAAAAAACUAAUACAUUAUUGGAAAUUUUUAAAUCAAAUGCAAAAUUAAAUAUUUUUUUAAAUAAUUUUGAUAAUUAGAAAAAAAAAAUAUUCUAAAUAAAAAAAAAAACAAGAUUGUUUUUAUAUAUAUUCAUAUAUUACUAUUUUAUAUAGUUUAGUAAUAUAUUUUAAAUAAU
This is a messenger RNA of Dictyostelium purpureum, 1388 nucleotides long. RefSeq lists its product as uncharacterized. The transcript has a single exon. NCBI's taxonomy places the organism in Eukaryota, Evosea, Eumycetozoa, Dictyosteliales, Dictyosteliaceae. The coding region runs from base 322 to 1290 and encodes 322 amino acids. The record is from RefSeq and is a predicted model, not a curated record.